Menidia menidia (Atlantic silverside) is the source of this 3143-nucleotide messenger RNA. NCBI's taxonomy places the organism in Eukaryota, Metazoa, Chordata, Actinopteri, Atheriniformes, Atherinopsidae. The record is from the annotation of a GenBank genome assembly.
GAACCGGGCAGCAGAGACAGAGGGGCUGAGGGGGAAAAAAAGCGUUUCCAGGUCAGCUCAACAUGGAGAGAGGUGCAGAGAGACAAAGAGCAGAUGAUAGGGAGGCUGUGGAGGAAAAAGGCUCGCUGGAAAGGCAAUGGGGGGAGGCAGAGGUGCUGGCUCUGAUAUCUGUGUGGGAAGAGAUUGGAGCUCAGCACGUAGCAGAGAGUAGAGCCACAUUUGAGUUGAUCUCAGAGCGUCUGAGACGGCUCAGUGUUGCACGCAGCUGGCGGGAGUGCCAGGCCAAGAGCAGGAGCCUGGGACUUCAGAGCAGGAAGCCUGACGCGGCAGCAGGCACGUCAGCAGCCUACAGCCCAGGAGUGGAUGGAAGGCCAGUGGAGGACUGGGAGGAAGAUGUGGGGAAUCACAGAGGAAUAUUUUCCUCCUCUAUCCCAGUACCGUUGCACGAAGGAGUCAAGAGCCGAAUCCAUCCCGCUCUUCCUUUCCCCCCAAACGUGAUGGAGGAAGGGGGCCGCCACUGGACAGACGACGAGGUGCGUGCUCUGCUGUGCGUCUGGGCCGACCGCUGCAUUCGGGAGCGCUUGAAGAGCACGCUGCGCAACAAGUGCAUCUUCCAAGAGAUGGCCCGUCAGAUGCAGAGGAAGUUCGGAGUGGUGCGCAACUGGAAACAGUGUCGAACCAAAUACAAGAAUCUGAAGUACGACUACAAGACGGCUAAGAGCGCCCACGUGGCGGGAGGCAGCAGCGCGGGAAGCCCGGGGAAGUACAUGAAGUUUUUUGAAGAGGUGGAGGCCAUCCUGCUGGAUCGGGGACUGGAGAACGGGACUGUGGAGAUGCAGACGAGGCUGUACAAUGGAGAAAUGGGAGCAGGCAGGCUCCAGACAACAGCGGGAAAUAUAGGACAGAUGAAUACCUCUGACAGUGAGAUUGUCAUAGAAAUAGAUGAUGAUGACAACAGUGAUGAUUAUGAUAUCGAUGGAGACGUGGAUGCACAAUGUAGAGAGGCCCAUUUGAUACACACCGACUCAGCCAGCUCCGACCAGUUCCAUGUGGUCACGGUGUCAGACACCGGUCGGAACUGGAGCGACCAAGAAGUAAAAGCACUUAUCCAGGUCUGGUCCGACCAGCGCAUUUGCAAGCAGCUGGAGAGCUCGACCAGAAAGAGGGACAUCUUUGUCCAGAUCUCCAACAGGUUAAAACAACAAGGCAUUGAGCGGGACUGGAAGCAGUGCCACACCAAGUACAAAAACCUCAAGUACCUUUAUAGGUCCCUUCAGAGAGGGAGGACAGACGAGUCAGACCCCAGACGCCUCAUGAGGUUCUACGAUGAGGUCGAAGCCAUUAUGAAUCACACCACAAACGGCAGGGGGCACCACACUGUGCACGCCGACAGACUCCUCAUGUUUCAGGGAUGUGAGGAGAGCCAUCAGGAGGAUAUCUAUCUGACUAAGUCAAACACAACGGUGGUGGUGGGGGAAAUGGACGAAAAAACCAGCAGCUCUGAUUCUGUGUCGUCCAUAGCCACCGAUGUUGCUUCAGACCUCAGCGACCUGCGCACAAACGCCAUCAGAGAGCCCCGUCUGGAUCGACACCACAGACUACUGAGCCCAUCUGAAGCUUGGCCAGAAAAAGAUGACACCUUCCCCGGGCUCAGAGGGAUGAAGAGGAAAGCUGUGGACCAAGAUCCCACACUCCAAACGCCUGCAAAAAAAACGAACAGCGGCCGUGACACUGCUAAUAAAGGGGAGACUCAGUGCAAAGAGGAGCAGGAGCAUAUCCCCAUAAUAAAGAUCAAAUCUGUCUGCUCCAUAGCCCAUCCUGAUCCACCCCCACGGAGACAGAACAGUCAAGGAUCGACCAGCACCAUGGCCUCCACUCCAGAGUUGAACAUCGGCCAGAAGCUCAAUGAGGGGAAAACGAAGCAGAUUUUUGAACUUGCGGACCAGCCUGGACUGGUUCUGGUUCAGUCCAAAGACCAGAUCACCGCAGGCAACGCCGUGAGGAAAGAUCAGAUGGAGGGAAAGGCUGCCAUCGCCAAUAAAACCACAAGCUGCGUGUUCAAACUGCUCCAGGAAUCUGGCAUUAAGACUGCUUUUGUCAAGCAGCACUCGGACACUGCCUUCAUUGCAGCUCACUGUGAGAUGAUUCCCAUCGAGUGGGUGUGUCGCAGGGUGGCCACCGGGUCCUUCCUCAAGAGGAAUCCUGGAGUCAAAGAGGGCUACCGCUUCUCCCCCCUAAAGAUGGAGAUGUUCUUUAAAGAUGAUGCCAAUAAUGAUCCACAGUGGUCAGAGGAGCAGCUGCUAACAGCUAAAUUCUGCCUGGCUGGGCUCACUAUUGGUCAGUGUGAGGUGGACAUUAUGAAUCGCAGCACUGUCGCCAUUUUUGAGAUUUUGGAGAGGGCUUGGGCAACUCAGAACUGCACUCUGGUGGACAUGAAGAUUGAAUUUGGCGUAAAUGUGAAAACGCAGGAGAUCGUUCUUGCCGACGUGAUCGACAAUGAUUCUUGGAGGUUGUGGCCAGCUGGAGAUCGCAGUCAACAAAAAGAUAAGCAGGUAUACCGAGACCUGAAAGAAGUGACUCCAGAGGCAAUGCAAAUGGUGAAGCGAAACUUUGAGUGGGUUUCCGAUAGGGUCAAGCUGCUGCUGGAGCCCCAGGCCAGCGGCCGGGUGGUGGUUCUGAUGGGCUCUACCUCGGACAUGGCCCACUGCGAAAAAAUCCGGAAGGCUUGCACCUCCUUCGGGAUCCCCUGUUUUCUUAGGGUCACCUCGGCCCACAAGGGUCCGGAUGAGACUCUCCGCAUCAAAGCAGAAUAUGAAGGCGAUGGCAUCCCCACUGUAUUUGUGGCGGUAGCUGGCAGAAGUAACGGCCUGGGGCCAGUGAUGUCUGGAAACACGGCGUACCCCGUUAUCAACUGCCCCCCUCUGACUCCAGACUGGGGAGCACAAGAUGUCUGGUCGUCCCUCAGGAUGCCAAGUGGUCUUGGCUGCUCCACAAUCCUUUCUCCUGAGGCUGCGGCUCAGUUCGCAGCACAGAUCUUUGGACUUGCCAACCACCUGGUGUGGAGCAAACUUCGGGCUUCCAUGCUCAACACCUGGGUGUCCCUCAAGUUGGCCGACAAAAAGUUACAGGCCUGUACCCUGUAA